AUGCCAAUAACCCUUGAGUUGGGAAGGACACUCAACAAGACCCCAAAGAAAUUACUUGAGAAGCUGUAUACAUGCUUGCUAGAGAAGAGGUAUCUUGUAGUCCUGGACGGCGACGGAAGUCUUGAACUCUGGGAGAAGAUAAGAUCUGCUUUUCCUGAUAACUGGAACGGAAGCAGAAUAUUAAUCACAACCAACUCGAUAGCCAAUGAGCGUCCACUUUGGUCUGCUCGGUACAAUCUUCCAUUACUUAAUGAAGAAGAAAGCUGGGAGCUCUUCCAUCAGAAGGUGUUCCGAGGAGAAGAAUGUCCUCCUGUCUUGGAAACUCUAGCCAAACAAAUGAUAGAAUAUUGUCGGGGCUUACCCUUUUCAAUUGUGUUAUUAGGGAGCUGUUUGGCAAACACAGAGAAGACAUACGAAGCAUGGUUGGAAGUGCUUGCUGAAAUACAUUCGUCUCUUAAGGAUAAUGCAUGGGAGGGGGAAAAACCAUGGGCUACGAACUUGAGCUAUACCCACCUGCCCCUGCACCUGAAGCCAUGCCUUUUGCAUUUAAAAAAAUACGAGGGUGGUCUUGAAAUCCCCGUGGAAUUUCUAAUUCAAGAAUGGAUCAGUCUGGGACUCAUAGAGCGCAGUGGAGAAAGAAACACGAGGGAUGUUGCUAAAGACUACUUCAAGGAGCUCGUAGAUCGAAGCUUGAUCCAAGUGGUUAGUAGGAGGUCAGAUGGAGAUGCAACGACAUGUAUUAUUCAUGAACUUGUGCGAAAACUAUUCAGAUCCAAGGACGCAACUGAAAGGGCUAAAACUAGUGAAGGAAAAAGCAAAGCUACGAGGAGUAGUUUGGUCUCUGAAUAUCUGCAGAGUUUCGUCCCUGAACAUCUGCACACCAACAUGAGGGCAACCCUACUAAAGCAGCUUAUUGAAGGGAAUUCAAAAUUUGAUGUGAUUUCAAUCACGGGUAUGCGUGGGCUGGGGAAGACCACCCUAGCCAGAGAGAUCUAUAAUAAUGAUGCAAUCAAGAGCCGCUUUAAUUGUAGAGUAUGGAUGAGUGUAUCUCAAAAUUUCAGAACCAGGGAGUUGUUGCUGCAAAUUCGAAAGUGUCAGAUGCCAAAAUCAGAUGACUUGAUAAGGAGCCUCGAAGACAUGAGUAGGGAUGAAUUAAAGAAGAAGCUGUUGGAAUACUUGCGAGGGAAGAGGUACCUAAUAGUCAUGGAUGACGUUUGGAUAACUGAAAUCUGGGAUGAGAUAAGAUCUGCUUUUCCUGAUGACUUUAAUGGAAGUAGGAUAUUAAUCACUAGCCCCAUACAAGAAGUUACUUCACAUACAACUCUUAAUCGCCCCUACUCUCUUCCAUUCAUUAACGAAAGUGAAAGCCGGAAACUCGUUCAGGAGAUGGAAUUGCCAAAAAGAUAUCUUUCACAAUUCCCAAUUGAUCAAGGGAGACAAAUAGCACAAGGUCUUGGCAUACCACUUUCAAUUUUGGUAUUAUGUGGCGUUUUAAAAGGGAAGACUGAUCGAAUAUGGUCAAAAGUGAUUGCCGAUGUAAAUUGGUACCACGCUCAGGCUACAACAUUACGUGAUGACAUUCUGGACAUAAGCUACACCCACCUGCCGCGAAACUUGAAAUCAUGCUUUAUGUAUUUAGGUGCGUACCCGAAAGACUUUGAAAUCCCUGCAAGGCAACUGAUCCAAUUAUGGAUAGCAGAGGGACUCAUAAAUUGUGGUGGCAAUGAAGACAUUGAGUACGUUGCUGAAAAGUACUUGAAGGAGCUCAUUCACCGAAACUUGAUCCAAGUGGUUGAGAGGAGGUCAGAUGGAGGUGCGAAGACAUGUCACGUCCACGACCUUCUGCGAGACCUCUGCAUAUCAAAGGGUGCGGAAGAGAAGUUUUUUGACGUACCUAGAAAUGUCAAUCUUCAUCAUGGAAAAAUUCUCGCAGGCUUUCCAUUCAGGGUAGCACUCUUGAUCUAUACAUGUCUUCAAACACCCCCGGCCCCUCAAUUGCUCGUUCUUUGUUGUUCUUCGAAGAAGAUACAUAUGGUAGCUUUGAUCGAAACCACUGGAAAUGGGUCCAGGAAAACUUCAACUUGCUACGGGUGCUUAACUUCGGCAAUCUAUAUGUCUACUCCAUUCACGUGGAUCAAACGAUUGAUCCAUUUGAGGUACUUACGUGUGCAGUCAGAUGCACUGAAAGUUCUUCCAGCUUCCAUUGGCAACCUUACGAACCUAGAAACGCUCGAUCUGAGAGGUACUUUUUUUAAUUGUUUGCCAAACGGGAUAUGGAAGCUGCGACAUUUAAGGAAUCUCUAUAUGUCUGGGCCAGUGAGUUUACCGAACCAGUCGGACACAGAAAUUAAAGCUCUUUCAAAUCUCCAAGUCCUCUCCACCGUAUCACUUGACGCACAAACUGCUUGACCCAUUGUCGAGGCUAAGCUCCCUAAUGUAAGGAAAUUAGGAAUAUGGUUUGCAUCAAACGAGAGCAACAGCGAAGCAGGACAUGCUUUGGCCAGCGUCCAACAUUUACACCGCCUUGGAAAGUUGAAAAUUAUAAAUUGUUCAGAGAUUCUUAGUCUGCCGAAUUCAUUUCCAGAGACAAUCACAAAGAUAACCUUGCGACAAGU
Messenger RNA from Carya illinoinensis, 2615 nucleotides. RefSeq names its product putative late blight resistance protein homolog R1B-12. The record is from RefSeq and is a predicted model, not a curated record. Gene Ontology annotation, molecular function: ADP binding. Gene Ontology annotation, biological process: defense response to other organism. NCBI's taxonomy places the organism in Eukaryota, Viridiplantae, Streptophyta, Magnoliopsida, Fagales, Juglandaceae.